CGCACUGGGCAUGCUCGGCUGGGCGGAGGGCCGGGCUGCGCGCGGCGAGUAGGAAGCCCUCGCCCAGCGGAGGCUGCGGGAGAGAGAGAGAGAAUGAUGGGCCGUGGAGCUGGGCGCAUGUUCCACGGGGACUCAUGCCACGCGUGUCCCAGCCAGACGCGCAAUUAGCAGCCGCCUCUGCAAGCCGCCGCCGCCACCACCUCCCGGCUCUCCCAGGCUGCCGUGGCGAGGAGCUCCAGCCGUAGUCUUGCUCCGGCUGCGCGCAUUGUCCUCAGGGUCCUCCGCUAAAGCUGCAGCGGGGCCCGGGAUCGGCGCCUCCGGGACGCGCCCCCGCCGCUGGCCGGCCCGGCGCGGCGCUCUGAUAGCCCAUUGGAGAGCCCGUACUCCCGGGCCACUCUCGCCGGGGUUUUUCCUGAGGAGUUGAGGAAGAGAAGAAGUCCACCCGCCCAUCCCAACCUUCCUCGGUGCACAGCCCCGACGGGGCCGCGGCAGGCGCGACGAGGGCGCCGACGGAGCCAUGAGAGAGUACAAAGUGGUGGUGCUGGGCUCGGGCGGCGUGGGCAAGUCCGCGCUCACGGUGCAGUUCGUGACAGGUUCCUUCAUCGAGAAGUACGACCCGACCAUCGAGGACUUUUACCGCAAGGAGAUCGAGGUAGACUCGUCGCCGUCGGUGCUGGAGAUUCUGGACACGGCGGGCACCGAGCAGUUCGCUUCCAUGCGGGACCUGUACAUCAAGAAUGGCCAGGGCUUCAUCCUCGUCUACAGCCUGGUCAACCAGCAGAGCUUCCAGGACAUCAAGCCCAUGCGGGACCAGAUCAUCCGCGUGAAGCGGUACGAGCGCGUACCCAUGAUCCUGGUAGGAAACAAGGUGGACUUGGAGGGCGAACGUGAGGUCUCCUACGGCGAGGGCAAGGCCCUGGCUGAGGAGUGGAGCUGCCCCUUCAUGGAGACAUCGGCCAAAAACAAAGCCUCAGUGGAUGAGCUGUUCGCAGAGAUUGUGAGGCAGAUGAACUACGCGGCACAGCCCAACGGCGAUGAGGGCUGCUGCUCGGCCUGCGUGAUCCUGUGAGGCGCCGCCGGCUGCCGGGCGCUGGCCACGCUCUGUGCACAAAGCCAAAAGCACCCGAUUCUCUUAAUGUGAUUGUCUUCUUGCUUUGAGAUUGGAGACAACUUUGUAUUGCCCGGGAUGUCAGAGGAACCUGGCUGACUUUUGUGGCCAGCAUCCCCAGCCUUCAGCCGGGGUUCGAGGGGGUGUCCGUUGCUGACCAUCCGAGACCCUGAUGGAAAUGUGGCUCUGUGCAGCGUGUAUGUUCCUCAUUGAUUUCGGUUCAUGCAUAUUUCCCCGUUUAAGUAGCCAUUAAGGCGCUGUAUUGGCUGCUUGACACCGGCAAGCAAAAGUUUCAAGCCUGGAAGAAAAAAAAUGGGGGUGGGGAGGUGGAGGAAGUGAAAGGAACGAGGAGGCAGUGGGGGAGGGUUCCCCCAAACAACUGUUCAGAGUUCCAUGUUCUAAAUACAAGGAAAGAGGUCCAAGAAAUCCAUAUGAAGGAGCCAGAGGAGGGGAAGAAACUUGUUUUUUCCUUAUUUUCCAGGAUUAUUUGGAAAUUAAGACCCGGGGUUCCUUUUCUGCCAGCUUGGAAGGGCAACCCAGGGACUGAUUAUGAUUCUGAGGAUGUCUAUGCAAAGUUGGGUUCUUGUUACAGUGUAACCAAGCUGAAGUAUUGCACAUGUGAACUGGGACUGUUAACACUGAUGCCAAUACAGUGUGGGGUGCCAGGAAGUGUCUGCUGAUAUUUGUGGGAAAAAAAUCUAUUUUGAUUACCUACUGUAUCAAAGGGGAUUCUGGGGGAGAAUGGUAGUAUUUUUUUUUUU
This is a messenger RNA of Acomys russatus (golden spiny mouse), 1869 nucleotides long. RefSeq names its product RAP2B, member of RAS oncogene family (gene Rap2b). Gene Ontology annotation, molecular function: GDP binding; GTPase activity; GTP binding. NCBI's taxonomy places the organism in Eukaryota, Metazoa, Chordata, Mammalia, Rodentia, Muridae. The record is from RefSeq and is a predicted model, not a curated record. Gene Ontology annotation, cellular component: plasma membrane. Gene Ontology annotation, biological process: Rap protein signal transduction; negative regulation of cell migration. Bases 518 to 1069 code for a protein of 183 amino acids. The transcript has a single exon.